Adelges cooleyi (spruce gall adelgid) is the source of this 3184-nucleotide messenger RNA. It is a transcript of the gene Top1, whose product is annotated as DNA topoisomerase I, mitochondrial. The coding region runs from base 364 to 2607 and encodes 747 amino acids. Gene Ontology annotation, molecular function: DNA topoisomerase type I (single strand cut, ATP-independent) activity; DNA binding. NCBI's taxonomy places the organism in Eukaryota, Metazoa, Arthropoda, Insecta, Hemiptera, Adelgidae. Gene Ontology annotation, biological process: chromosome segregation; DNA topological change; DNA replication. Gene Ontology annotation, cellular component: nucleolus; chromosome. The transcript is spliced from 3 exons. The record is from RefSeq and is a predicted model, not a curated record.
CGUAUAGUCUCCGGUCUCUCUCCUGUUGUAUGCGUGAAUUUUACAAGUCCAAAUCGUCAUCGUUCAUUACUGCUGGGCUGCUACAGCGGCUCCGACUGUGUUUUCCACGUCGUUAGACCAGUUAUGUGUGACCGUCUUCGUAAAAUAUUGUAGUUAAUAUCAAUUUUCUUCGUGAUCAUAGUUGUACAGGUUCGAUUAACGUGCUGUCGGUAUUCUAUUCCAUUAUUAUUGACAAAUAUUUUCGUGCAAACUUCAUCUCGUCACACAGUACACAAUCGUCUGGUUCGACUGCAGUAAACGUUGGAAGUGUCCACAGCCCAUCGCAAACACGGCUAACAGCUUUGCGUCCACGUGAAAUAAAACAUGGCCGAAGAUCGAGAGUCCGGUGAUCGAAAACAUGAGAAGUCAAAGAAGCGUGAUAGGGAACAUGAAAAAAAUGGUGUUGGGAAGAAAGAAGUCAAACGCGAAUUCAAAGAUAAACAUUUUGAUUCUGGCUAUCAUUCCCAAAUCAAGAGAGAAUACGAGUUAGAAAACAGCAUCAAAGAGGAAAAUUAUUCCGAUGAUGGAGAAGAAUCUUUGUCUAAUAGUAUCAGAAAAUCAAGUGAUGACUAUUAUCCUGUCAAGAGGGAACCAGAAUCUGAAGACGACGUACCAUUAUCCAGUCGGAAAAGGAAGCGUUCUGCUAGCAGUGAGGAUGACGUUCCACUGAGUGAUCGAUCAAAGCAUAUUAAAAGAGAACACAGUAGUCAUAAAAAGCAUAAAAAAGAUAAGGAACACAAAAGCAAACAUAAAGAAAAGGAUAGGAAUCAUUCUUCCUCCAAAGAGUCUAAACAUAAGGUGAAAAAGGAAAAUAAUACAUCACAAAAAGAAACACCUGUCAAAAGUUCGUCAAAAAAAAAGAAAGAAGAAGAACAGGAAGUUUGGAAAUGGUGGGAAGAAGAAAAAAAAAAUGAUGGUGUAAAAUGGAGAUUCUUGGAGCACAAAGGACCCGUGUUUGCUCCCGAUUACGAGCCUUUACCGAGCAACGUAAAAUUUUACUAUGACGGUAAACACGUUGUCCUGUCUGAAUCUGCAGAAGAAGUAGCAACAUUCUAUGCAAAAAUGAUUGAACACGACUAUACGACAAAAGACAUUUUUAAUAAGAACUUUCUUAAAGAUUGGCGUAAAUCAAUGACACCCAAAGAGAAAGAAUUAAUCAAUGAUUUAUCCAAGUGCAAUUUCAAAGAAAUGUACAAGUAUUUCACCCAAAAAUCGGAAGAAAGAAAAGCCAUGAGCAAAGAAGAAAAAAAGAAAAUUAAAGAAGAGAACGAAGCUCUUCAAAAAGAAUAUGGAUUUUGUACUAUCGAUGGACACAAAGAAAAAAUUGGUAAUUUUAAAAUUGAACCACCGGGUUUGUUCAGAGGACGAGGUGAACAUCCUAAAAUGGGAAUGUUGAAAAAAAGGGUUGUACCCGAAGACGUUCUAAUCAAUUGUAGUCAAGACUCUAAUAUUCCUAAACCUCCUCCUGGUCACAGAUGGAAGGAAGUUAAACACGACCCAAGCGUCACAUGGCUUGCCAGUUGGAUAGAAAAUGUUCAAGGGCAAGUUAAAUAUGUCAUGUUGAAUCCUUCAUCAAAACUGAAGGGAGAAAAAGAUUGGCAGAAAUACGAAACUGCCAGGAAACUAGCAAAAUCAAUAGACAAAAUAAGAGAAAACUAUAUUAAAGAUUGGAAAUCUAGGGAAAUGCACGUCAGGCAACGAUCGGUUGCUUUGUAUUUCAUUGAUAAAUUGGCGUUGAGAGCCGGAAACGAAAAAGACGAAGAUCAAGCAGAUACCGUUGGCUGUUGUUCUUUACGUGUUGAGCAUAUCCAGCUACACGAAGAGCAUAAUGGAAAGGAAUACGUGGUUGUGUUUGAUUUCCUCGGAAAGGAUUCAAUAAGAUAUUACAAUGAAGUGCCUGUUGAAAAACGGGUAUUUAAAAAUUUAAAGAUUUUCAUGGAAAACAAAAAAGGCAAUGAUGAUCUUUUUGAUCGUUUGAAUACGUCAAUAUUGAACCAACACUUACACGAACUGAUGGACGGACUUACAGCCAAAGUGUUCCGUACUUUCAAUGCUUCUUGGACACUUCAACAGCAAUUGGACAAACUAACAGAUCCAAAUGUGUCUGUGGCUGAGAAAAUAUUGCAAUACAACCGUGCCAAUCGAGCUGUGGCUAUACUGUGUAACCAUCAACGUGCAGUGCCGAAAACUCAUGAAAAAUCGAUGGGCAAUCUUAAAGAAAAAAUUCAAACUAAAAGAACUCAAGUGAAGGAUGCUAAAGAUGCGUAUAAGCAAGCCAAACGAGACGCUAAAGACGGUAGCGUGCAUUCAAAAACUCAACUAGAAAAAAAGAAAAAGGCAUUAGAACGAUUGAAAGAACAGUUGGUAAAGCUGGAGGUUCAAGAGACUGACAAGGAAGAAAACAAGACGAUUGCUUUGGGCACGUCCAAAUUGAAUUAUUUGGAUCCGCGUAUUUCGGUCGCCUGGUGUAAGAAAUAUGAUGUUCCUAUUGAGAAAAUUUACAAUAAAACGCAGCGAGACAAAUUCAGAUGGGCCAUUGAUAUGGCGGGACCAGAUUAUGUGUUUUAAUAUUGAAUGAAAAUUGAGAAUUGUCUAUAGUAACAAUUAAACUGUAAUUUUUUUUUACUUUAAGUAUCUUUUUUUCCUAAUUUUUUUUUUUUUUUUUACUAUAUUUCGCGUGAUAAAAAUGAGCAUACAUAUAACUAUUGGGACGACCAAUUUUUAUUUUGCGCCGCUUUUAUCAUUGCAAAUGUGUUUUAGAAAACCAGCAGUGACUUAAUUGAAACCUUUAUAUUAUUAUAUAUAUAUUCAAAUAUUUUUUUUUUACAAUUAUUCUUUCAAUUCAUUUUUUUUAUUUCCUGUAGUGUCCGUUAUAAACAAAUAUACAUUUGUAAGCAUGUUUGUUAUGUGCUAGGCCUUUUUUUCUACCAGCUUUUUCUGAUUGUAAAUGUUGUGAUAAUGUUUUUUUAAAAUACGUUAAUAGUAUUUUGUACAGAAAAAAAAAAUUAAGAAAACCAUCAUUAUCAUUUUAAGUAUGAUCCGACUUAAAAAAUUUGUUAGCUAAUAAUACAUAAUUAAAAUUCAAUGUUUUUUACCAAUCAGACAUUUGUGAAAACAGUUGUAGUUCCAUACAUAUAUAGAAUUC